CGUGUUAAACAUGGCGCUGGCAAUGGAUCAGAGGGAGUCGAGGGUGAGUAGUCCUAGUGGACUAAAGGCUCGUUAUCUGGACAUCUGUGCAGAGGUGCAACAGGACGUCAACCCAUACAUUGAGAAUGUGGUACAACAGGUCGAAUCCUCUGCAGGGGCCCUUUAUGAGGGAUUCACAUUGACACUCAGUGGAAAUUCGCUGCUGUUCCCAGUGCAGAGACUGACAGAUGAUGACAUUGUGGUUCUGGUUCGUCUCCUGCAUCAAAGCUCCUUCAUCACAGGUCUUGAUUUAAGAUACAACAAUUUAUCCAACUGUGGAGCGGAAUUAAUUGCAAAAUUGCUUCUGGAAACCAAUACACUCAGCGAUCUCAACCUGAUGUGUAAUGACAUUGGCAGCAAUGGAGCAGAGUGGCUUGCCAAAGCCUUACAGCUGAACCGAUCAUUGAAGCAUUUGAGGAUGAAUGGGAAUAAAAUUGGCAAUAAAGGUGGAAUGCAUUUUGCGACAAUGCUGCAGCUCAACAAAACACUGGAGUCUCUGGACCUUGGCGACUGUGAUUUGGGAAUUCAAAGUCUGAUUGGAUUAGCAACAGUUCUAAACCAUAACAAAUCGCUCAAAGCCAUCAAUGUUGGGCGACCUUUGGUUUAUACCCUACAGGAAGAGAUGACUGUGCACAUGGCUAACAUGCUUCAAGUCAACCAAUCCCUACAGGAGCUGCACUUAACGAAAAUGGGAAUGAAAGACUUUGGUGUUCAGCAACUUUGUGAACAACUAGUUAAAAACAAGACUCUCCGGUUCCUUGAUCUCCGCUGUAACCAGAUCUCCUGCGAUGGAGCAAAGUUUUUGGCUGAGCUGCUGAAACACAAUACUCCCCUAAAGAUUCUGGAUUUGGCAUCAAACAGAAUUGGUGAUGAUGGACUGGUUUACAUAAGUGAGGCCCUUCGUUACCUGAACGACCAACUAAUAGCAUUGUCUGUGACCAGGAAUAGCAUCACUGGCAUUGGUUUGGUAGCUUUUGCAAAUACCUUGAAGUCCAACACUACCCUAAGGAAUGUCUACAUCUGGGGUAAUGACUUGGAUGAACCAGCCUGCUCUGAGUUUGCAAAUCUUUUAAAAGUUGGACGUCUGAAGCCAAACCAGACAGAUGUUAGUCCAUAUUGGAUUGAUGGACGGGUCUACCUGGCUGAGCUUGCUCAUGGGCUCCAGAUGUUCUAUUACUGGAUACCUCAGUAUGGAGAACAGGAUGAAGCAGCCUGUAAUGCCAGUAAAGUUCUACUGAUGGAGCCACAAUCUUCCAGUAGCCAGAUCAACACAGAAGACGUAAUAGAAACUUCCAGCACAGAAGGAGGCCAUUCAUCUGGUAGUACCUCUGCUGGUUCUUUGCAUCUGCUAACCAAUUGACCCCUCUACUUUAUUAUUCUGCAAAUGUUUUUUGUCUAAUAUUUGAAAAAGAAAAAAAUUCUGCAGAUGCUGGAAUCCGGAGCAGUACACAAAGUGCUGGAGGAAUUCCAUUCUUGUGUAUUUUUCAAAUAUUUAUCCAGUUCCCUUUUGAAAGUUCCUAUUGAAUCGUCUUCCACCAACCUGUCUGCACUCCCAGAUCAUCACACUGUCAUGUAAAGAAAGGAAUUCCAUUUUUUAAUGAUUAUCUUAAAUCAGGACGUCUGCCAGUGGAAAUUUGUCAUUUACCCUUAUCAAAACCCCGGUAAUUUUGAACACCUCCAGAAAGAACAACCAUAGCUCUGUAAAAUUGAAGUUUCACAUCUGUGCCUUUAUUUAUAAAGCCAAGGAUGCCUUAUUAAAAGCCUUUCAACUUGUCUCAUCACCUUCAAAGAUUCAUAUACAGUCAUUCUGAGAUCUUUAACCUCCA
This is a messenger RNA of Pristis pectinata (smalltooth sawfish), 1865 nucleotides long. RefSeq names its product leucine rich repeat containing 34 (gene lrrc34). Gene Ontology annotation, molecular function: protein binding. The transcript is spliced from 11 exons. Lineage: Eukaryota; Metazoa; Chordata; Chondrichthyes; Rhinopristiformes; Pristidae. The coding region runs from base 11 to 1399 and encodes 462 amino acids. The record is from RefSeq and is a predicted model, not a curated record.